AUGAAUGCUCCCAAUGUCAACGUGAAGCAUUCCCAAGCUGUUCCACACUGGUUGCAAUCAUUGGCAACCUCAUUGGUGCUGAUGGGAGUUGUAUCGGUAAAUGCUCUGUACCCUCCCCCUAAUGCAGCAUGUCCCAGAAUUAGAUUUUGGGACUUAUCCCAGUGUGCAUCCAAAAUCAUCACGGCAGCCAUUGCAGGAAUUGAGUUGGUGGACUGGUCGCUGAAGGGACCGCCAUAUUUGACAAGACUGUCCAUUGCGAUACUGAACAACUCCCCGGCUUUUUUGGCCUUGCUAUUCUGCUGUGCAUAG
Molecule: messenger RNA, 309 nt
Organism: Ogataea philodendri
Lineage: Eukaryota; Fungi; Ascomycota; Pichiomycetes; Pichiales; Pichiaceae
Exons: 2
Coding region: 1-309 (102 amino acids)
Source: RefSeq, a predicted model, not a curated record